AUGACACAAAAUCUAGACCUUUUAAAAAAAGCAACAAUUACAACUAAAAAGAAGAGAAGUUGGAAUGCAAGAGAAAAGUUAACAAUUAUUACAUUCUUUGAAAAAAAUCCACAAGUUUCUAAAUGUAAUGUAGCAACAAAAUUUAAUAUAGAACCUAAACAAUUGAGAGACUGGCUCAAAAAAAAAGAACAACUUUUAUUAGCAAAACCACAUAUUAAAAAACUUACUGUUGGUGCAAAACCUCAAUAUCCAAUACUUGAAGUAAAACUUUUCCAAUGGGUUAAAUUUCUGUGCUCAAACAAAAAUAAUCACCAUCAUACAAUGAUAGCACAAAGAUUACCAGAAGAUUUAGUAGAAAAGCAAUACAAAUUUUUGAAUUUCAUUCUUUAUCACCAUAUUCAACAUGAUUAUCCUUUAAAAUUAAUUGGAAAUAUAGAUGAGACUCCUUUAACUUUUGAUAUACCUAGCAAUAUUACUGUAGAAGAAACAGGUGCAAGGACAGUUAGUAUACGUACCACUGGACAUGAAAAAUCCAAUUUUACUGUGGUACUUUCUUGUAUGGAAAAUGGUAAUAAAUUGCUACCAUUAAUAAUUUUUAAACUUGUAAAUGUUCCACAACAAAUUUUUCCAUCUGGUGUUAUGAUUUGUACAAACCGUGGUUUAACAAGUAAAUUGCAACCACUUGAUGUAAGCAUCAAUAAAUCAUUUAAAAACAAGUACCGCCAAUGUUAUAAUAAUUGGAUAGCUGAAGAAAUAAAAAAAUUGACACCAACUGGACGUAUACAACUUUCUGCAUAUAAUUUAGUUGCGGAAUGGGUAAAAACUUCAUGGGAUAAUAUUGAUCCAAUGCUUAUUCAACGUUCAUUUAAAUGUUGUGGAAUAUCAAAUUCCCGUGAUGGCUCAGAAGAUAAAUAUAUUUUUGAUUAUGAUUGGAUGAAUGGAAAAAGAAAAAGUGGGAAUACUUUGCCACAGCGGGUACUUUGUGCGGCAGAUUACGGUACUUGA
This is a messenger RNA of Diversispora eburnea, 1005 nucleotides long. NCBI's taxonomy places the organism in Eukaryota, Fungi, Glomeromycota, Glomeromycetes, Diversisporales, Diversisporaceae. The record is from the annotation of a GenBank genome assembly.